Messenger RNA from Tetrahymena thermophila SB210, 1482 nucleotides. RefSeq lists its product as hypothetical. NCBI's taxonomy places the organism in Eukaryota, Ciliophora, Oligohymenophorea, Hymenostomatida, Tetrahymenidae. The record is from RefSeq and is a predicted model, not a curated record. The transcript has a single exon.
AUGGCUUUGAAGUUAAGAUAAAAAAGAGAAGAGAAAGAAUAAUUAAGAAUCGUGUCUAUUGUAAAAGAAUUAUAUGUACCUUAUAAAUUCUUUCUUUAUGGGGAUAUGCCAUUGGAUUUUGAUUUUGAAUCUAAAAAAGGCAUGAUAUUUUGCGAAAACAAUCCCUUGGUUGGUUUUAAAAGCUGCAAAAGAGUGGUUAAAACAAACACGUUCAUAAAUUUUGAUUUGUGUAAUGAUUAGUAGCAAUUAAAUGAUUUUUAGUUUUUAAUAGAUAAACUCAGGAGUAUGGAAAAUAGAGCUGUGAGCGAAUUAUCAAAUUAGCUUUAAAGUUACUAAGAUAAAAUAAAAUAAGAAUAAAUUCUUGAUGAGAGACUCCAUAUUACUGAAAGAUUAGAUCAAUUACUCUUAGAUAAUGAAGAUAUAGAAAAAAAUAUUUAUGAAAAAGCCAAUCAAAUCCUUAAUAAAGAUGUCACUAAAAAUCCUUUUAUUCACUACUAAAUAUUUCGAAAGACUCCAUACGAAUUUACAACUUUAAGGAGUGGUAUCAGUAUAUCUGGCAUGCAGUACUUUGGUAUUAGUGCAGAUAUUUUUGAACAAUCCAUGCUUAGAAAUAAUCACAUGCCUAUAAAUAGAGAUGAGAAAGCUAUCUUUUUAGCUCUAAGGUCUUUGUAAAAACUUAAUAUUGACCAUGCUGAAUAUGCAAAAUCUGGAAAGACUAUUAGCUCAGAAGUACUUAUAAAAUAUAAAAGUACUCUUUACUAAAUUGUGGAAUCAUCUAAAGUUUAUGCCCUUUGUGAUUUCUUAGACCCUUCUAGUGAUAGUAAUUAUUAUCUUGUAAUCCAUUAUUUAGGAAUAAGAAAUAAAGAAGAUUAAGAAAAGGGAAUGAAAUUAAUUGAACCUCCAAAAAUAGAUUAAUAAUAGUAUUUGCACAAAAAGAGAGUAAUUAACAAUAAUGAAUAGAUAUUAGACAUACAAACCUUCAAGAAUUGCUCAUCCAAAUUGAAUUAUGAAUAAUAUCAUAAAUAAAAUUACAUAUAUCAUGAUUAGUAAUUAAUAUCUAGCGACUCUUCUGAUAAAAGCUAUGAUAACUCAAGUCCUUGUAAUUCAACUUCUAAAUAAUCCUUAAGUGACAACAAUAAAAUACAUACAAAUAACAUAAAUGAUAUUUAUACUAAAUAAAUGGAGAUUAGUAAGUAAAAUAAUGAUAAAUAGAUUUUUAAUGCAUAAAUUUCACCUUUAAUUGAUUAGAAAAGAUAGAAAUUAGAGGAGAUAAGUGAAGUAGAUGAAAACCAAAGCAGUGUUUAGCUGUUGCCUGUAGCCUAGUAACAUAUAUAAGUUAAUUAUCAAAAUAAAGCUCAAGAAUUUAUCUCAAGUUAUUACAACAACAAAGAAGAAGAAAUAAAAAAGUAGUAAAAAUUCAACAAAGUAUUAGAAAACAUGCUAAAAAAAAAAUAAUAAAAAUUAAAUGUUAAAUUAAUAUGA